CAGAACGUCCUUGAAAAAUGAAAAGGUCCACAAACUCACAACACGUGCACAAUGUCCAUCAUGCUGCAAACAAAUCCCCGGGUAGCGAUGAAUAGGCCUAAUAGCACUGGCUCGUCGGAUAAAUUAUACAGCCCCUGGUUUUGCGAGCUUCGUUCAUGCGGAGAGAGAGCAAUCACUUCACUAUCUCAGGCGACAAAACCAAAUGCAGGACAACCAGUACCUCUUCUCUGUGAGGCAAUGGAUAUGCCUUCAGUUCCUGGUCCCAAUGCUCUGACCUUAACAGGGUCAGAUGGGUUAGAGGUAACGGCUUCGGAGACAACUGUCGUCGCCAGUAACAGGAGGGUGACAACAUUUAUUGUAACGGUUGUGGAUCUUGGCAAUGAGUUUACCUGUUCUCUGCUAGACUCUGAUGGGACAACAGUUGUUGAUCGUCAGACCAUCUCUGUCAAUGUCUAUGUUCUGCCAUUCUUGCAAUCACCGCCUACAAUUGUCUUGGACUACCUCGUAAGCACUGAGCUGACCGUCUCUUGGCUACCAUGGGCAACGGACGGUCUCGGCGAUGGACCUGUUUUACGCUACGAAGUCGUUUAUCGUAACAAGACUAAUGUAGAGGGUGAUACUUCAUAUGACUACAAGCUCGGGUUGGAUUCGAACCAGACGACAACGGCAAGAGUCACAGGGCUUCGCACUGAGCAGGAGUAUGACUUCGCUGUGGUGGUCGUGCGAGAGGGGGAAGGAGGAGCAGGGAAGCCAAGCAACAAAACAACAAUAACAACAAGAUGUGCAGUGCCAACAUCGGCACCUAUAGUUGUCUCUUUGACUGCCAUUGGACCAACCGAGCUGCAGCUAGUGUGGAGGUUGCCCCCUCCUUCAACCUGGGGCUGUCGAAACACACCCAUCAGUAUUCUAAUAAACCUUAAAGAAUCCUCAGAGGAUUAUUUUGGAUUCCCAGUCGCUAUUGAGACGGCAGAUCCUCCUGGUGUCUUCAACGUCACUAAUCUCUUGUCGUGUACUACGUACGAUGUUCAGUUGUAUUACACUACGAGCGCUGGGUUCAGUCCUCCUAGUGAGGUGAUAAAUGGCUCCACACCCAGAACAGCGCCACCAAGAGCAAGACUCUUCAGUCUUGGCAAUGCCCAAGAUGGGGUCGGACUUUUCGCUCAAUGGUCACCACCCGAAGGCCCAGCAAAACGCUGCGACACCGGCAUGUACCACGUCCACUACACACUGUUGAGACUCGAGGCAUGUGAUACGGAUAUAGUGUCGCCAACCACUUAUGUCAAGGUUAUCGGUGAUGGCUCUACGAGUACUACACUUGAUGACUUGGUUCCGUACGCAACCUACAAUGUGUCGGUCGUUUCUACUAAUGAAGUUGGAAUGUCAGAUGAUCCAACCAGAACAUGGACAACCGUCGCCGCAUUUGCAACAGUCCUACCACCCGUACAAGUAACUGAUGUGACAGCUAGAUCAUUUAUCAUCCGAUGGGUACGCAUUCCAUGCGAAGAUCUCCAUGGUGACUUUACAGCGUACAGAUACUUUGUGACUAACAAUAAGUCAGCAGAACAGACUUCAAGCUAUAUUUACGAUAUCGAUGUCACAACGGAGAGGUUGAUGUAUCGGACCCCGUGUUCACCGUACGAUAUACAGAUGACUCUGUAUAAUGAUUUGGGGGAAGGAGAUCGAAGCGAGAAUGUCCGAGUUACUACUGAUGCAGAGGUGCCCCCGUCUGUCCCGAAUGUUGUCGCAAGCUCUGUUGACGAAAAUCCUUCCGAACUCAGCCUAACUUGGGAUGAGCCACAAAGUUGGUGCCCUAUCGAAUACUAUAAAGUCAGCUAUGAGCUUGUGAACAAGUUCAUGUGUGAAACUCAUGAUGAAGGUGUCCACAUCGUGGCUGGAAACGCUACCCAGUUAUCCUACACCAUCAUGGAUCUCUUUCCAUUUUCUACGUACUUUGUGUACGUGGAGGGUUUCACAGAAGGCGCAGGCUUCGGAAUGCCUGGAAGGACUGUUCAGGACACUGCGGAGAAAGCUCCAACAGCAGCACCGGAUAGGUUGGAAGUUGGUCAAGUCUUUCGGAGAGAACUUUCAUUCUCUUGCGGCUACCCACCAUGUACUGCUGGAGGAAGGUCUAGUCGCAUUCUCGGUUUUACCUACAACUUGACUGACCUUGUGAAUCCUGGUAACCCGUCUAUUGUGAUAGAGGGUGAGAACUCUCGUCAAGUCUUUGACGGUCUGGUACCUAACACACGGUAUUCUCUACAAGUGAAGCUACGAACCAACGCUGGUGAUGGUCCAUACAGCGAACCUAUUGAAGCUACCACAUUAGAAGAUAGGCCAGGGCCACCGUCAAAUGUAACCAUUAGUGAAAUAGGAGAAACAACAAUGACCGUCACGUGGGAAGUACCUAUUGAACCCAAUGGAAUUAUCACCGCCUACGAGGUUUAUUCUAGAGCUAUAGAGAAACCUUACAACCCUUCCUUCACAUCACCAUCUUCUUGGGUGGGUUCCCCCUUGCUUGGACCCUCUGUACUCUCAAACAUCAUUACCCAACUGGAUCCCGGUACAAAGUAUCAAAUCCUACUGACAGCUCGGACUGCGGUUGGAACAGGGGAGGACGCCUCAGUUGAAGCAUUUACAAAACCCAAAACAGAUAUUCCUAAACCAGCCCCACCUACUGUAGACACAUCGACCUCAACUGCAACCACUGUCGCUAUCUCGUUACCCAAUGACGAGGAUGACACCUAUGUGACAUCCUACCUCAUAGCUGUGAAAAAGACAUCCAAUAAAAGAGCAGCAGUAGACAUAGAUGGUGAGGUAUUCGGUAGCUAUAAUGAGAACCCAAAUGCCUACAUAGCUGCUGAGAUUGCCAAAGGAGACAAGACCAAUAGUUUUGUUGUCGGAGACGGUGCGAUGUAUGGGGGCUACCUCAACGCCCCACUUGUUACGGGGACGACGUACAGUAUUAGAACUGGAUCAGCAAGUAAAACAGAUACAGCCUCAAUUGUAAGUUGGAGUGAACCACUAACAGCCGAAGUGCGAAGCUAUGGCUCCAGACCACCAGCAACUAUGAGACCUGACAUAACUGACCCUCCUCCGAUGGCAGGUGACAAUAAAGUGGGCAUCAUCGCAGCUGUAGUCAUUGUAGUUGUUCUACUCGUUGUUGUUUCUGGAUUUGCAGUUCUGUUCUAUUUGAAAAAGAAAAGAGAUGCACAAGAGCCAGCCAGCACAGUUGAUCAAACCCAAAUGAAAGAACGAGAAGUGGAAAUUUAGACUUCAAGUAAGGAAGAGAGACACGACUGAAGGGCGGAAGACCUGAGAAACAAACUUUGUAUAGGUGAGUCAGUACUGGAUCAAACAUCUCUGUCAGCUGACCUCCCUAAUACUUUGUAUAUAACUCUUGACUUGGCGUGUCGUGAGUCCGAGUUGCUGAGUCAUCAGGGUGGGGGUUCGAAUCCCAAUCAUGACACUUGUGUCCUUGAGCAAGACACUUAACUGUAAUUGCUUCUCUUCAUAAAAAUAAUAAUAAUAAUAAUAAUAAUAAUCGUAUUUGUAUGCGCCUUUUUCCAAAGUAUACAAAGUGCCAAGUAUUUCCUGCAACCUGAGUGGGACGAGGUUUUGAGUUGAGACCUAAUCCUUAGCACCAUGUACAUGUACUGGUUUACAAGGCGCUGUGGCGCAAUAUGCUGCCAAUCUAGCCAGGAUCACUGGUGCAAACCCUUUCUGUUUGGGUUCAUUUACGUGCGUUACACAACUGACAGGACCAACGGUUUUACGUCCCAUUUAAAGGACGAAGCAAUGGCUAAGUGUCAUCCUUUUAAAGGACACAAGUGUCACGACUGGGACUCUAACCCAGGAUUAUCCUGGGUAUUUGUGAGUACCUGUGAGGGCAGAGAUGGUUCUUGUGGUUAGCUUGUUGCGCUUUGGCAGCACAGGCUGUAUACAUGUACUCCACAGAGAGCUGAGACGGUUUGCAGGAAUGUCAUGUAUGGCCCAGUGACAGGGGUAAAAAUGUGUCAAACACAAUGAUUAUUGUGAAAACCAAAUACAUACAAGCAAAUCGAAAGUACUUGAUUUUGAGGCAAAAUUUGUGCCGUUUUUGUUGCCAUUUUUGUGCAACUCAAAAAUGCCUAUAGAAAAUGGUUUUAAAUGUUAUUUGAAAAUUGUACGUACCAAUGUACAUAAAUCUUGUUUUAUCAAAUAUCAAUUUAAUCACAGUGAAGCUUGGAGAAAAAAGUAUUUGUUAUUUUUGAAUGGGAAACAAUCACCCUAAUACAUUUUACAUUUGAGACUCAUGAAUUAUAGUCAAGUACAUGUUAAAACAUUCCUAUCAUUACCACGAAUUAUAAUUGUAAGCCACAAUAAAGAAAAACAAACCUUUUCUAACAAGUUGUUCUGGGCCAAAAUUUACAGUUUAUUAAUUUUAAUGCACAAAAAACAAAAACAAAACAGUAAUUAACAUUAUCUUGUUGUAAUUUUGGUAAUUUGUGUACCACAUUUUUUGUUUAUCUUGAUAUCUUAGUUAUUAAUUGAUUUUGGAUUAUAAUGAUGGAGGUUAUUACGCAUAGUGCCUGUGAUGGAUUUCACAAAGAUAGUACUAACUUAGGACUAGUCCUAUUAAAAACUUGGGGCUAGUCCUAAGUUUGGACGA
Asterias rubens (European starfish) is the source of this 4648-nucleotide messenger RNA. RefSeq names its product receptor-type tyrosine-protein phosphatase F-like. Bases 52 to 3270 code for a protein of 1072 amino acids. The record is from RefSeq and is a predicted model, not a curated record. The transcript has 16 exons. NCBI's taxonomy places the organism in Eukaryota, Metazoa, Echinodermata, Asteroidea, Forcipulatida, Asteriidae. Gene Ontology annotation, molecular function: protein binding.